Phytophthora sojae is the source of this 1770-nucleotide messenger RNA. RefSeq lists its product as hypothetical. NCBI's taxonomy places the organism in Eukaryota, Oomycota, Peronosporomycetes, Peronosporales, Peronosporaceae. The transcript is spliced from 2 exons. The record is from RefSeq and is a predicted model, not a curated record. Gene Ontology annotation, molecular function: oxidoreductase activity, acting on CH-OH group of donors; flavin adenine dinucleotide binding. The coding region runs from base 1 to 1770 and encodes 589 amino acids.
AUGCUCCGCCACGCGCUGCGUUUCGGCCAUGGUCGUCACGCCACCGUUGUCAAGGCCACUGCAACGUGUGGACUCACGUCCUCCGUGACAUCGACCGAGUUCGACUUCAUAAUCAUCGGAGCCGGAUCUGCCGGUUGUGUGCUCGCCAACCGCCUGAGCGCCGAUCCGAGCAACAAGGUGCUGCUGGUGGAGGUGGGGCCCAGCGACCGCAACCGAUGGGACUCGGUGCUGAUCGAGAUGCCGGCGGCCGUCCCCAUCAACCUGGCGGACGACCGGUACAACUGGAACUACUUCACGGAGCCGCAGGAGUUCCUCAACAACCGACGCGUCGGAUUCCCACGUGGUCGCGUGCUCGGUGGCUCGUCGUCUGUUAACGCCAUGCUCUACAAUCGAGGCCAUGCCAAGGACUACAACGACUGGGAGGCGAACGGCGCGGAAGGCUGGAGCUACGCGGACUGUUUGCCAUACUUCAAGAGAUCGCAGAACCAUCAGCUCGGCGAGGACGAGUAUCGCGGCGGUGACGGUCCUCUCCACGUUGUGAGGAACACGCAGAAGGAUCAGCCGCUCUUUCAGGCGUUCCUGGACGCUGGAGUGCAGGCGGGAUACCCGCUCACCGACAACAUGAACGGCUACCAGCAGGAAGGCGUGGGCUGGCACGACUUGACCAUCCACAAAGGCAAGCGAUGCAGCGCUUCUAGUGCGUUCCUGCACCCCGUGAUGGAUCGCGAGAACUUGACUGUCGUGACGGAUACGCUCGUGAACAAGCUCAUCUUCGAGGGUAAGAACGUCGUUGGCAUCGAGACUGAGGACAACAAGACGAAGGCCGUGACCAAGAUUCUGUCCGGGAAGGAGGUCAUUCUGUCGGGCGGAGCCAUCAACACGCCGCAGUUGCUGAUGCUGUCGGGCGUGGGCGAUGCGGAUCACUUGAAGGAGGUGGGUGUGCCUCUGGUGCACCACCUGCCGGCAGUCGGUAACAACAUGGAGGACCACGUUGGAGUGCACCUGCAGUUCGCCUGCAAGCAGCCCAUUACUCUCUACAACGCGUCCAAGCGGUACCCGGGCAAAGUGCUUAAGAUCGGCUACGAGUGGCUGACGGCCAAGACCGGACCUGGCGCGACUCCGCACUGUGAAGUGGGCGGAUUCAUCCGAACGGCCCCGGGCAAGGAGCAACCAGACCUUCAGAUCGUCUUCAGCCCUUGUGCAGUGGACGAGCGCUGCCAGAUGCGUGAAGACAUCGGCCACGCCAUGAGCGGACACAUUGCACUUUUGCGAGGAUCAAACAAUGGCACCCUCAAGCUGCGCAGCGCCAACCCGCGCGACCACCCUCUCAUCGACCCGAAGUACUUGGCGGACGAAGACAGAAGACUCACCCUCCGCGAGGGCGUGAAGCUCACGCGCGAAAUCUUCGCUCAGAACGCGUUCCACGAGUUCAACGGCGGCGGCAUCUCUCCACGCGACAGCGUCCAGUCGGAUGAGGAGAUCGACGCGUGGCUGCGCAAGUAUUCUGGACCAGAGUUCCACGUGUCGUGCACGGCUCGCAUGGGCGUGGACGACAACUCGGUCGUGGACCCGCAGACUCGCGUCCAUGGCCUAGAAGGCCUCCGCAUCGUGGACGCGUCCAUCAUGCCCAACAUCGUGAGUGGCAACACGAACGCGCCCGUGAUCAUGAUGGCCGAGAAGGUGGCGGAUAUGAUUCUGAGCAAGCCGGCGCUGCCGAAGGCCGAUGUGCCGGUGUACGAGCCCAGCAAAUGGCAAACCAGCCAGCGCUAA